CUCUCACAAUCUAUACUCAUCAAGCAUCCAAAUACAAACAUUGUUUAGCUAUGACCAACAUUUACUUUAGGACCGCUUUUCUUCUCUCCCUCUUGUUGUCCUUCUCUCAUGACAAACCGUUCCUCCUCUGAUUUUGGUGCCAUCAAGUUCCGGAUCACAUGUCAUGAAGCCGCCAUCACCGUCUUCCUCCUCUCCAUCUCCUAUCUUCCCGGAGCUUUUUCUGAAUUCGACAAAGAGUGCAAACCCGAAUCUGACAACACAUGUACCAACAAAAACAGAGCAUUUGAUCUCAAACUCGUAGCAAUCUUCUCAAUCCUUACUGCUAGCCUUGUUGGCGUUUGCCUCCCGUUCUUCGCUCGUUCUGUUUCCGCUUUCCAACCCAAGAAAUCUCUAUUCUUUAUCGUCAAAUCCUUCGCCUCUGAAUCAUCCUCGCCACUGGUUUCAUCCAUCCAUGAUGUCUGCAGUGGUAACAGCGUCUUCAGUAGGUCCAGUAGGAAUGAGCCAUGUGCUGAUGUGGCAUCCGCUGAGACACCUGACCAAGAGAUGGGGCGCCUGCAAGCUCACGCGCAACAUGGUCAUGGUCUUAAUCUUAAUCUUAGCGAUGACAAGGAGCUUGGUUCUAGUUUACAGUUUCUCCGAUAUCGUGUUAUUGCCAUAGUUAGGGCCACUAACAAUACUUGCACCAUCAAAGGCCUCAUCGCUGCUCUUAGUUUCCACCAAAUGUUCGAAGGCAUGGGACUCGGUGGCUGCAUCCUCCAGGCAAAGUACGGGCAGGUGAAAAAGGCGGUGAUGGCCUUCUUUUUUGCGGUCACAAUGAUUUCCGGGGUGGUUUUAGAAAUGGCUUUAUCUAAAACGUACAAAGAGAAUAGCCCUAACUCACUCAUAACGGUUGGACUGCUCAACGCUUCUUCAGGUGGACUACUCAUAUACACGGCUUUAGUGGACCUUCUCGCGGCAGAUUUUAUGGGUCAAAAGAUGCAGCUAGCAGAGCAUUAAGCUUCAGAUGAAGUCAUAUGCCGCUGCUCUGCUUGGUGCCGGUGGCAUGGCCGUCUUGGCUACCUUUGAUGAUGUACUUGAUGAUGUACCAAUAAUGGUACCUUUGACUC
Molecule: messenger RNA, 1106 nt
Organism: Arabidopsis arenosa
Lineage: Eukaryota; Viridiplantae; Streptophyta; Magnoliopsida; Brassicales; Brassicaceae
Source: the annotation of a GenBank genome assembly